Messenger RNA from Triticum aestivum (bread wheat), 1144 nucleotides. RefSeq names its product probable disease resistance RPP8-like protein 2. Gene Ontology annotation, biological process: defense response to other organism. The record is from RefSeq and is a predicted model, not a curated record. Lineage: Eukaryota; Viridiplantae; Streptophyta; Magnoliopsida; Poales; Poaceae.
UCCUCUAUCCAUAGUGCUUCUGGCUGGACUUCUCCGAUUCAAGGAGAAGCCGCUCCAGUGGCAAGCACUCCUCCAAGAGCUUUUGCCUGGACCGGGAAUGGAAGAAGCCAAGAACGGUGAGAAGGGCGUCGAUUGGCAGAUGAGUGCUGCAGGACAAUCUAAUGUGGCCACCAGCACAUCUAUGGAGAGGAUCUUCUGGGCGAGUUAUGAAGACCUCCCCAGUGACCUCAAAUCGUGCUUCCUCUACUUGGCCAUUCUCGCAAAAAGUGGAGUGAUGGAUGUGGAAGUGAUUGUUCGGAUGUGGAUUGGCGAGGGCUUCAUCAAGCCGCACAAGGGAAAUACUAUGGAGGAGUUGGGUCACAAGUACCUCAAGGAACUGGCCCUGAGAUGCCUUGUUGGCAUAGAAUCGAGGAAUAACGAGGAUGACAUUAGGGACGUCAAGGUCCACAAGAGCCUAAUUGCUUUCCUGCAGUUGGAGGCUCGUGAAGCUGGCUUUAUUGAGAUUCACGACGUACAUGAUGCCUUUGUGGCACCGUCGGUGCGCCGCCUCUGUUUUGAUAUCUACGGAGGCAGAUACACCACAUUCAUCAGCAAGUUCACUAAGCUACGCUCCUUCGUAUGCAUGGACAAUGGCUGAAAUCCAAGGAGAUAACCAUGGGGAUGCACUGGAGAACUCUCUCCCAAUGAUGCAUCUCCUUGUCCGCUUGCUGCUGGAAGGCGAUGUGGUUCCUGCAGGAUGCGUUUUCACUGCACCGGGCCUUCACUAUCUUGAAGAGAUAACGCUGGAUGGAAUCCUGUCGUUUCCAGAUGGACCGCUGAAUAAUGUUUACAAGCUCCGACCGAAUUUCCGUAUGUUCAACAGGGAAGGUGUUGAUAAGAUGCCCCCAGAGAUCAGAGCGCAACUGGGCCUGGGACCGAGAUAACAAGAAGCGUAAGCAACAACAAUGCAACAUGGCUACGGCGGGAUUCAUUGUCUUGUUUUUUGUAUCUCCAAGUGUCCUUUAUUUCUGGUUUUGUUGUGUUGCAAUGACUUGCUUUUUCAAACUUUGUUCAGCCCUGUUGUGUUGUCCUUGUUGUAAUCGUCAACUGCUGUCAUGUCAAAUAAAAAAACAUGGGGUAUGUAUGUUUGCAUGCUAUCGCUAUC